CUUCCUCUCACAUGGUUUUGUGUACAUUUACCCGUUGCUAAGAGCACUUAUCUCACUGUCACAGUAGUUCCUGCUCCCUUUUUAUAGCAACAGACUGAAAGACGGGUUAUAAGAAGAUGAAAGUGGUUGCGUUAAUCAGUGGGGGCAAAGACAGCUGCUACAACAUGAUGCAGUGUGUUGCUGCUGGACACAAGAUUGUGGCUCUGGCCAACCUGCGUCCCGCUCACACAGAUGAAUUGGACAGCUACAUGUACCAGACGGUGGGUCAUCAGGCAAUAGAGCUGUACGCUGAUGCAAUGGAGUUGCCUCUUUAUAGACGUACCAUACAAGGUUCCAGCCUGGACACGAGCAGAAAUUACAGUCAGACAGAAGGGGAUGAGGUGGAAGACCUGUAUCAGCUGCUGUACCUCGUUAAGGAAAAGGAGGCCGUUGAGGCAGUGUCUGUAGGAGCUAUUCUAUCCGAUUACCAGAGGGUCCGUGUGGAAAAUGUAUGUCUGCGGCUUGGUCUGCAGCCCCUGGCUUACCUGUGGCGCCGAGACCAAGAGUCGCUGCUCUCUGAGAUGAUAUCAUCUGACCUACAUGCCAUCCUCAUCAAAGUUGCUGCUUUUGGCCUGGAUCCAGAGAAGCACUUAGGAAAAUCCCUGGCCGAUAUGCAGCCCUAUUUGAAACAGCUCUCUGACAAGUAUGGAGUCCAUAUUUGUGGUGAGGGAGGUGAAUAUGAAACCUUCACACUCGAUUGUCCAAUCUUCAAAAAGAAGAUAACAAUAGAUGAAGCCGAGACAGUGAUUCACUCUGCAGAUGCUUUUGCUCCAGUUGGCUACCUGCGCUUCACCAAAAUGCAUGCAGAGGACAAGCACAGCGAUGCGGUGGUGAGAGCUUUGCCCCAUGGUAGUUGUCCUUGCCAGAGCGCCAUUGACAAGAUGACUGAGGAGGUGGAAUAUGCUGAUCAAGCUGAAGACAACCAGCACAAAUUUACAUCAAACUGUGACCUUAGUUGUCACUGGGGCCACGACGAGCCUCCAUCCUGCUCCAAAAGGUGUUCAAGGGGCUAUCAGUGGAUCUCAGGCAUCAAUGGACUUAGGAGCCAAGAUCUUGGGAUUGAGGGCCAGACACUGGCAGCUUUAGCUAUGCUUCAAGAUGAGUUGCAAAACAAGGCUUGGAAAAUGAAGGACAUCGUCUUGGUUCAUCUCUAUGUGAGGAAUAUGGAGGAUUUUGUUUCUCUCAAUGCAGUUUACAAGAAAUAUUUCGACAUAAAUCCUCCAGCCAGGGUUUGUGUCCAGGCGCCUCUGCCUGCCGGACAGCUGCUGCAGAUGGACUGUCUCCUCCAUGACUGGACCGAACCCCUGGAGGAAGGCUGUUUCCGCCACAAAGAAGCCCUUCAUGUCCAGAGCCUCUCCCACUGGGCCCCCGCUAACAUCGGGCCGUACAGCCAGGCCUUCAAGGUGGAUGAGUUGGUGUUCUGUGCAGGACAAAUUCCUUUGGUCCCCUGCACCAUGUCUUUGGUGAAAGCUGCCACCUCCGUAGAAGCUCAGCUGUCCUUCAGCCACGUGAAGAAGGUACUGGAAGCUGUGAUCCCCAACUUGACUCUGGUCCACGUUGUCCAGGCCCACUGCUACAUCACCAGACACCGAGACAUUGCAACCAUCAGAGCUGUGUGGGAGAGCAUGCUGAAGGCUACAGAGGAAGAGAAGGAGUUGCUGUGGGAAUCUGAGAUCAAACUUGCGCCACUUCUGAUCGUUGUGAUACCUGCUUUACCCAAGGAUGCAGCUGUUGAGCUUCAUGUGACUGCAGUGAAUGACGAUCCCUCCAGAAGAACUUCCCAGCAUGUUACAACAAAGACAGUGUGCGGAUCCAUACAGUGCCACACCAUGUUGUCUGCUGACCGUAGUAGCGCUUCGCUAUCACUUUCGAUGGUCGCCUGCGAGGGCGACCUGGGAAUUGCUGAUGUGAAAAGCAUCACAGAAGAACUUGGCACGGCUUUCAUGAAGGCCACAAAGGCGAUAGAGGCCAAGCUGGUACCGCAGUGUGCAAGGGUGUUCUACAAGUGCAGCCCCUCACCAAUUCAGCAGAUAGUUCAAGGACUUGAAGAAAGUUUACAGAACAGCUUAGGAGAAUCCAGUCCAUCUGUGGCCUUGGUUCCUGUCCUGGGUCUGCCCGACUCCCAGAUUCUCCACUUGUCCUGCUGGCUCAGUUUAUGAAAACACACCUGUAGUCAAGGGGAAGAUUCCCCCAAUCCACAUAUGAUUCAGAGACACUUUUCUGGAAAAGUUACUGGAUUACUUUAGACUUAAAGAAGAACAUAAACGAAGGGGGGAAUGUAAAUUUCCCUUUAGUCUUGACAGUGUUAAAUGAACAAUGUGCAAGUGUGCAGCUGUAGGGAUGUACAGUAUUUGCUGCACCCUUUGGAGUGUCUUUAAUCUAAAGGUGCAUACCAGAAAACUUCUUUCAUUCCAGCAGGCAAUAAACUCCGUUCCAUGAUAUCUUACUGCUUCUGGUGGAAUUUCUCUGACACCGCUCAUCACAGCUGAGCUUCACCUCUGACACUGCCUGUGUCGGUUGCAGACCUAUAGAUUUACUGUGUCAUAGCUUUGCAGAUGUGUGUAAUGUAUUUGUAUGAGGUGAGCGAGUUUCUCUCUCAUGCUCCACAGGGCACAGGGUGUGUUAUUAUUGUGUAAUAGGCAAUCAGUGCCAAGCACCUGAAAAGAUUAAGCCUCUUUAUGUUUUCUAUUGAUUCCAAGGCAGCCUGGUUAAUAGAAGGACACUAGGACACAAAGCUGCAGGGCAAGUGUGUGUCCUCUGUGUGUUGAGGGGGAUAUCAACGGAUGAGUUGUAACCAUGUUGAAAGAAAAUAACACCAUUAACCAUUGCGUCUGACGCAUUUUUUUUCUCUUGAAGAUCAUGAAUAGUAUUGAUAAUCUAAGUUUGAAUGAAUCUUCACUCUGGCAAUUCGCUCCAAUGUGCUCUCAAAGUGGAGCAGGCUAUUGAUCUUUACCCACUACAGUGUUGCUUUGAUUGUUGUCAUCAAAAAUUGAACAAUAGAAGUAGCCAAUAGAGCCUUCAGACUUUUAUUGAGGGUUGGAAAAAUACAAACAAGCAAUUAUUUAUGGGAGCACGCAUUCUGGUCCUAUAUCUAUUCCACCACUUUACUAUGUAUGUUUAGAUUGUCUGUGCAUUGUGAGCAAAAUCAAAUUUCUUAGUGUGCACCAACUUAGCCAAAUAAAACUGAUUCUGAUUGUGUUUGUUCUAUGAUGUUUUAUAGUUCCAGAGUAGAAUCAGAUAUUGUAUUCUUGACAGAUGCUGCUAUUAAUUCCACAUAAAUAUACAUAAAGAAAA
Molecule: messenger RNA, 3333 nt
Organism: Xiphophorus hellerii (green swordtail)
Lineage: Eukaryota; Metazoa; Chordata; Actinopteri; Cyprinodontiformes; Poeciliidae
Gene: dph6
Product: diphthamine biosynthesis 6
Exons: 15
Coding region: 117-2198 (693 amino acids)
Biological process (GO): protein histidyl modification to diphthamide
Molecular function (GO): diphthine-ammonia ligase activity
Source: RefSeq, a predicted model, not a curated record